Molecule: messenger RNA, 528 nt
Organism: Penicillium canescens
Lineage: Eukaryota; Fungi; Ascomycota; Eurotiomycetes; Eurotiales; Aspergillaceae
Exons: 2
Coding region: 1-528 (175 amino acids)
Source: RefSeq, a predicted model, not a curated record
AUGCGCCUCUCAACCAUCCUCACCCUCCUCCCCCUAGCAAGCGCCAGCCAAGCCGAUCCAACCCUCGGCUCCACCCUCAACGUAACCGUCCUCGGCGCGCGCCACAACCGCUCCACGCUAGAAUGCUGGGCUCUGCAGCCUGGUUUUGAGACUUCUGCGCAGGCGGGGACGUCGGGUUCGUCGGUUCUUGAUAUGGGCGUUGCGCAGGGAAAUGCUUCGUUUACGGCUAUACCGGCGGAGUUUGAUGGCGAGAGACAUAAUGCGCCUGCCUUGCAAUGGGUGGUUUUCCUUUCUGGCUUGGCGCAUAUCACUUUACCCAACUCGACUGUCGAGGCUUGGAUUGAGGGUGGGAAGAAUGGUGCCAUUCUAGCGCUUGAUACUGCUGAUGUCAGUGCAUUGGGCCAUUAUACUGUCUACCCCUCCAAGGAGAGGACUGUUGCGUUGCAGGUUCCUCUUGGGGAGGACGGAAUACCUGGCCAUCGGGUGCUGCAUGAAGGAGCGUGUCAUGGAGAUGAGUUGUUGGACUAA